AUGCCCGACGCAGUAGUUCAACUCCGGUGUGGUGUAAAGAAUGACGAGUGGGGAAAGAAGGGAAAGGAGUCGAUGGUUGCUCAGCUAUGGUCAAAAACCAAUAAUCAGUCGAUUGAUGAUAACAAGCAAUACUCCGAGAUGUGGAUGGGCACAUACCCUUCCAACCCAUCUUAUUUGCUUUCCACCGGAGAACACCUGGGAGAGUACCUGAAGAAGAAUCCCCAGCUAGUGGGCAAGUCCGUCCACGACCGAUGGGGCGCGGAGAUUCCUUUCCUGCCAAAGAUCCUAUCUUUCAGCAAGGCACUCCCUCUACAAAUUCACCCAGACCUCAAGCUCGCCGAGAAGCUCCAUAAACAAGACCCCAAGAAAUUCGGCGACACAAUGCACAAGCCAGAGAUCGCAAUCGCCCUCUCCAAAUUCGAGCUCUUCGCCGGCUGGAAGCCCCUAAGCGACAUCGAAGCCCUAUUUAAGCUGAAUCACCUGGCCAAGUUCGUCCCUAAAUCCGGCCAAUUCAAUGACGAGACCCUCCGCCAAGUCUGCAAGGCCUUACUUAGCGCGCCGGCCGAAGAAGUGGCACAGACUGCCAAAGACCUCCAAGGCCUGCCGGAAUCACAAUUCGGCCCCCAUUCCUACAUCCCAAGUCUCCUUGGCCGUCUAGCUAAGCAAUACGGCGAAGGCGACAAUGGCAACCUCGUCGCCACCCUCUUGAUGAAUUACAUGACCCUGGGGCCGGGCGACUCGGUCUUCGUCCCCGCAGACAGCAUCCACGCCUACCUGGAAGGCGAUAUCGUGGAGUGCAUGGCACGGUCAGACAACGUGAUCAACACGGGCUUCUGUCCAGCUGCUGAUCGGGACAGCGUCGAGUUAUUCGGCGAGGCUCUGACCUUUGAGCCGCAUAGUUCUAAGGAUGCGCUGCUGCCACGUCGGAAGAGCGAUAAGGGCCUACAGGGCAAGACGGAUGUGUAUGCGCCGCCUAUUAGUGAGUUCUCGGUGUUGUGUACUACUCUUGGGGCUGGAGAGAAGGAGACGCACAAGGCUAUUCUUGGGCCGAGCUUGAUGAUCGUUACCAAGGGCUCUGGGCGAAUGAAUAUCCCUGGUGAUACGGCUGUUGAGCUGAAGGAGGGGUAUGUAUUCUUUGUUGGGCAGGGGGUUGCGUUGGACUUUGCCACUGAGAAGGGUCUGGCUGUGUAUCGUGCUUAUGCGGAGUAA
Penicillium bovifimosum is the source of this 1209-nucleotide messenger RNA. RefSeq lists its product as uncharacterized. Gene Ontology annotation, biological process: GDP-mannose biosynthetic process; carbohydrate metabolic process. The transcript has 4 exons. The coding region runs from base 1 to 1209 and encodes 402 amino acids. Gene Ontology annotation, cellular component: cytosol. Lineage: Eukaryota; Fungi; Ascomycota; Eurotiomycetes; Eurotiales; Aspergillaceae. Gene Ontology annotation, molecular function: mannose-6-phosphate isomerase activity; zinc ion binding. The record is from RefSeq and is a predicted model, not a curated record.